Messenger RNA from Dentiscutata erythropus, 1887 nucleotides. The record is from the annotation of a GenBank genome assembly. Lineage: Eukaryota; Fungi; Glomeromycota; Glomeromycetes; Diversisporales; Gigasporaceae.
AUGGAGAAAAGUUAUGAUUCAUAUUAUAACCCACCUUCACCUCCACAGUAUAAUUCACAACCUGCCAAUUUUCCUAAUGCACAACCUUAUGUAUCUUAUUUUAAUUCAACCCAGCUGCAAACGGAAAACGCUGAAGUCCUGCAGUUGAAACAGGACACUAACAACCAUUCGUUCAUACCUCAAAAUGAUCCUUUAGCUACUACAAAUGAUCCUUCUGCUUCUACCCAUUUUACUGAUUUACGACAAAAUGUUAGCAGUUCCUAUGGUCCUUCGUCUACUCCUUUGAACGCGAUGCUUUGCAACGACUUUUAUGGAUCUUUGUCUAAUCCACCUUCAUAUGUAAUGAACGAUAAUAAUAUUGUAAAAUCUGAUAAUGAGACUCAGCAAAGUAAUGCAAAUGUGAAAAUAUCAAAGAAUGCUACGAGGGGAAGAAAAAGAAAAAAAAAGAAAGGACUACAAUUGAAUGUGAAUGAUAACAAUAAGGAUAAAGUGAAACAAACUGAAAAACCUUGGCUUAUUCAUGAUCCUAACGCUAAUUAUACAAGUGUAACCCAACGGCUACAUUACGAAAUUAUCGAGUUGGUAAAUUAUCUUUUACCAACUGAUAUAGAACGUUUAUUACGAGCUUUCGUCAUUAAAAGAAUUGAUCUCGCCAUCAAAGAAAAAUUUCAAAAGGCGGAAGUUAUGGUAUUUGGAAGUGUCAACACUGGACUUUAUCUUCCGACAAGUGAUAUAGACAUAGCCUGUUUUAUUCACGCUGAGCCUAAUAGUGCUGCGUUUACGAUUGUAAAACUCUUUGAACCCCUAAAUAUUUGUGUUGGUAAACCUACGCUGGUUUACUCAAAUAAAGUUCCGGUCAUAAAAUUUCAGGAGUACUAUACAAAGUUCAAUGUAGAUAUUUGCAUUAACCAAAUGAGUGGUUACUAUUCUGCGGUUGCAAUACGACGAUAUAUGGAACGAUGGCCAUCAUUAGGUACUUUGGUCAUCGCCGCAAAGUGCUUCUUAACACAUCACAAGCUUGAUUGUACUGCAUCAGGUGGAAUGAGUGGUUACACCCUUUUUUGUUUAAUGUUGAAUUUCCUCCAGUUACACCCUGAAAUUCAAACUGGGAGAAUCAUUCCUGAGGACGAAAACCUUGGGGUAUUACUUAUUGAGUUUUUCGAACUUUAUGGCGUCGAUUUCAAUUAUAAACAACUCGCUAUUCGAGUUGAAAGAGAUAAUGAACUUGGUGUGGACCUAGGAUAUUGUAAGAAAGAAAAUGAAUCUUGGGCUACAAAAUGUCCAGAGAAUUUGUGUAUUCAGGAUCCUAUACAAAAAUCAAAUGAUAUAGCUAAAGCUACAACAAUAAUGCCAAAAAUUCGUGAACAUUUCGAACGAGCAUUUAAUAAUCUCGUCAAUCGUGUUUGCACUCUUGAACGGGAUUUGUCAAGAAAUGGUAAUAUAAUCAUGGGUUUACAUAAACAAUCCAUUUUAUCAUCCAUUUUAUUCAUUCGACAAGAAAUCGUUAAGCGUAGGCGUAAACUUCAUAACGAUUUUAGUCAUGGUAAACAACUUGGACGAGCAGUCGCACCAUUCGGACCUGGUAUCGCAGACUCUUUACAUCUUCCAAGUUUAGAUCAUAUUUGGCGAGAAUUUCGUGAUGAAAUUGAAGACAUUAAUAUAAGUAUAAUUAAAAAACAACCUUCUAAUGUCAAUGAUCAACUGAAUUAUCUUAUAUCUUUACGAGCCAAAGUGGAUUUACAAAUUAAAAGGACAUUAAUUAAUCAUCGAUCCAAUUCGGAUAUGGAUUUAUCAGAUCCUGGUUCUCCUUCCAUUAACAUAUAUGGUAAAUCAGUUGAAUCUUCAAAUAAUGAAGGUAGAGGCAAUGGUCCGAACAAAGGAUGUGGA